Molecule: messenger RNA, 10729 nt
Organism: Sphaeramia orbicularis (orbiculate cardinalfish)
Lineage: Eukaryota; Metazoa; Chordata; Actinopteri; Kurtiformes; Apogonidae
Gene: cica
Product: capicua transcriptional repressor a
Exons: 22
Coding region: 393-7853 (2486 amino acids)
Biological process (GO): regulation of transcription by RNA polymerase II
Cellular component (GO): nucleus
Molecular function (GO): RNA polymerase II transcription regulatory region sequence-specific DNA binding; DNA-binding transcription factor activity, RNA polymerase II-specific
Source: RefSeq, a predicted model, not a curated record
UGGGGCUUCAUUCACCAUUUUGCGACUGUAGUGUAGAAUGUACAGGGCAGUAGUUUUUCCUCCUUUUAAGUUGCUUUGCCGGAGAAACAUGAACGGUCGCUAAUUGGCAACUGCGGACGACUAGCCCCCCUGCCCUAUUUUAACCCGCGGAGUCACCACGGAGGCACUCGGGGGUACUAUAUCAGCUCUGAGUCUGUGGAAUAAGGUGGGCAAGUCGCGAAACGAAGACGAGACAAGAUGAGAGAGAGAGGCCCCGGCAGAGGAGGAAAAUAGAAAGAAAGGAAGGGAGAGAAAAAACAAAAAGGCAAAGCAAGAGAGGAACGCCGAGGAGAAUCUCUGGGAUAAAUAAAUAAAAAGACUUGUUUGGAGGAGAGGAAAAGCUACAUGAAAAGAUGAAGCCGAUAAAAAAGCAAGGCCGGCGCUCUCCCCCGUCUACCCGGGCCAAAGGGGGGAAGCGGCGUGGGGUGGGGGACGCCCCAGAAGGAGGCGAGAAGAGAGACUCAGACGAGAACAGAGACAGAAGCAGAUCCCCGCAAAACCAAACCCCCUCAUCUUCUUUUUCUGCAAAUUCACACUCAGACUCCUCCCAGAUGGAGCCAAUUAGACUGCGGGACACUUCAGAGGGGGAGGGGCUUUAUAGAGAAGGUUUUUCAGAGAUGGAUUCUGGGAAGUCCUCAGAUGAUAGAUCUGGGAGGUCAACUAUGAGUGGGGGCAGCCACAGUGAUAGCGGUGGUAGCAGUUGUAGUAAUAGUAGUACGCCGAGCGCCAACAACAGUCCAAACCCCGCGUCCAGCAGGAAAACCGCCACCUUCAAGGCCCGUGUUCCAAAAAAGAAGUACACCUCUGAACAUUGCUCGUCUACCGCUGCUGGCAACCAUAACAACCCCAGCCCCAGCACACCCCCUCCUCUCACGUUGAGCAGUGGGGUCAUCAACCAGGGGUCAACAGGUCUGGACUCUCAGAACAGAAGGCUGAUGGAUGACUUCCACAGCAGGACCGCUGCUGGCAGGGAGACUUCUCAGGAAGGCUCCCCAGGACCCCCAACUUUAUUGCUGGGAGGGGAGAGGGAAAGACCAGGUGGAGGUGAAGGUGUAGACCGAGUGUCGCCCAGUCCGCUGCCCCGAUGCUCUUCCACCGACACUGCCAGCGAGCAUUCAGCUGACCUCGAGGUUGUCACUGACACGCCGAUGUCUGCACCAUCUAGCCUCCCAGACAUGUUGUCCGACGCCCUUGCCAAAGGCCUGAAAAACCAACGCGUUCUCGCCCGACAGCUCAGGAGAAAGAGUGAUGAGGAUGGUAAUGGAGGGCGUGAUAGGAGGGACGAUUCUGAUUUAGUGUUUCGUGCUGGUGUGGUGCGUAAGGUCAGUGGUGAAUACGGAAACCUGGAGGUCCAACUCAAUGGUGAGAAGACACUGUGCCGCUAUCCAUAUCGACAUGACAGUCCUCCUGGUGUUGUGGACAUUAUCCUAGAUGCUCCACCACCGGGUGUCCACCCAAUAGCCAUCGGCACCCGUGUGUGCGUCCCAUUCGGCAAUGAAGAGGGCAGCGAGGGUCAUUGGCAGUGGUACAGAGAAGGCGUGGUCACACAGGUGGACACACAUCCUGCCGUUGCCAACCGGUAUCGUGUCCUGCUCUCUGAUGAAAGACCUCAAUCUGUGGAUGAGGAGGAGGAUGGCAGGGGGGCAGCUAGCGCUACUCAAGCCGUGUGGGUGUCCCGACAAACACUCCGACUCCUGGUACCACCCUGGGACCUGGAUCUACCCUCAGGAGGAGGACGAGAAGGAGAGGAGGGGGUUAGAGAUAAGGAGAGGGAGCGGGAGGACAGAGAGGAGAUAGAUGUGGAGCAGGAAGUGUGUCGUCUGAGCCGUGGGAUGGGACCUUCUGUGGGGUCAGUGUUGGGGAGAGGAAUGCCCUACCCUGGUAUGGUACCUGUUUCCUCUACUGCAGGACACAUCACAUCUCCAGUAACGCCAGCCUCAGUCCUCAGCUUGGCUCCUGGCCGGGAGUGGGAGAUGGAGAAAGACCUUGAAAGGGAGCGGGACCUGCAGAGGAAACAGGAAAGAGAGCGGGAGAACUGCGCCAAACAGCAGCAGCAGCAGCAGCACCAUUCAUACAUGCCACUGACUCCUGAAGAAGACAUGGAGGUGUCACACUUCAACAUGGUCCCAAUGGGGGCGAUCAUACCAGGGGCGAAACCCAUGGCAAUCCCACAGCACCGCCACAUUGUAUCGAAGCCCCCGACAGGCUACCUCAAUCCCCACCUUUCAGUGGUGCGGGGCAUUGGAAUCCCCCCGGCACACCUUGCCUUGAAUUCCCACCCCCCUCCUUCACCUGUCCUGCUUGGCCUCGACCCAGGAGCUGCUGCAGUUGGCGCCACUGUCAUCACAACCCCCCAGCUGCCCCCGCUCCCUCCAAUCUCAUCCUCCACCGUUCCUUCCUCCAGAGUUGAGAAGGCCUCAGGAGGAGGCUCUUCUGGAGGAGGAGCAGGCGCUGGUGGAUCAGGGUCAGGGUCAAACUCUUCUUCUUCCUCUCGCUCCCGUACCCCGCUCACAGCUGCCCAGCAGAAAUAUAAGAAGGGAGAUGUGGUGUGCACACCCACAGGAAUCCGCAAGAAGUUCAAUGGGAAGCAGUGGAGGAGGCUGUGCUCUAGGGAGGGCUGUUCCAAAGAGUCCCAGCGCCGAGGAUACUGCUCUAGACACCUCUCAAUGAGGACCAAGGAAAUGGAGGCCAGUGGAGGAGCACGGGAGAGAGGAGGAGCCAGCAGCACAGGGACUCUGACACCAUCUGACCUCAGGUUGAGCGGUGGGAGAGCCAGUUCUGAGUUUGACUGGGAUGAGACUUCACGGGAAAGCAGUGAGACCAGCAGCCGUGGAGCAGACUCUCGCCCUCGCCUGGUCCUCCCCUCCCUGCUCCCCCAAGACCUCUCCCGCUUCGACUUCGAUGAGUGUGAGGCAGCGACCAUGCUGGUUUCUCUGGGGGGCUCGCGCUCAGGCACACCCUCAUUCUCCCCAAUCUCAAACCAGUCGCCCUUCUCGCCCACCCCGUCACCUUCACCUUCUCCGCUCUUCGGCUUCCGCCCUGCUAAUUUCAGCCCAAUCACCCCUCCGGCUUCACUUACUCCACGCCGCCACCGCCAGCUCAGUGGUACAAAGAUGAGCACACCAGGCAUUGAGCGAGAACGCCACUUGUCCGGCAUUGUACCUACUUUCCAGACCAACCUCACUUUCACAGUUCCCAUGAGCCCCAGCAAAAGGAAACUCGAUUCCCACCCACCUCCUCCACUGCCCACAGUCCAGGACUACCAGACCAAACCUGAGCAGCAGCUGGUGGGUGUGGGAGGAGGAGUUGUGGGAGACCCAAUUCUGGGCCACAGUCCCGCCGCCUUCAGAGUCCUCUCCCCCCAGAGUCAACCCACAACUCCCUCCUCACUUUCCUUCCCCCGGCCCCGUAGUGCCACCAGCAGGCCACCAUCAUCUGCCGCAUCCACACCCCCGCCCAUGCUGGUGUCCCCCACUCCCCCUUCUCCGCUGCCACAAGAACCAUCCCCACGCCGCAUCGUGCCCCUGCGCGACUCCCCCGUCAUUGUUCGCAACCCAGACGUCCCCCUGGCCAAAUUCUCUGAUGGGCCCUUAGGACGAAGAGAGAGGGGCAGGUCCAGGGAGCACAGCCAGCCCCAACACACUGCCCCCCCAGGUCUGCAGGCUCCCGUCCCCAUCAAUGGGGCCACCACUAAUGGGGCAGUUCUCCUUCGCAACCCCACAUCCACACUGGUCCUGGUCACCUCCAGCUCGUCCUUGACUCCGGCCUCCACGGGCCACGCUGCCCUGUCCAGCCCUGCCACCCCUGGGUCGUUGUCCACCUCCACAGGCUCCGUCCUGUCCUCCUCUGGCUCCGGGGGCAGGGAGAGGGAGCGUAAACCCGAGGGACACCAGGACGCCUCCGGGGGGUCUCUGCCUCAGCCCGUCGCCUGCCACCCCACGCCAACUGCCCUGCUACCACUAAUACUGCCAGCUGAGUCGCCACACCCUGCCCCGCGCAAGCAGAUCAUCAUGGGACGUCCGGGGACCGUUUGGACCAACGUGGAGCCUCGAUCGGUGCCAGUGUUUCCUUGGCAUUCGCUCGUCCCUUUCCUGGAGCCCAGCCAAUCAGGAGCUGCUGCCCAGCCUGCCGAUGGCCAACAGCUUGUCAAUCAGAGCAAAGAGCCUCGCUGCGGUGUGGCACUCGUGAGCGACGGACGGACCGGCCCCCCUGACGCAGAGCGAGGGUCUCCGUCAUGCCCUCCCCCGACCAAUGACAAUCCUCCCACAGACAGGGGCGGGGCUGACAGCGAGACAGAGAGCGAUACAGAUGACCCGUUUUCCCCGGGUGUAGCCAACGAUCCGGCUCCGUCCUCCGGCACCAUCAAGAGACGCACCCAGUCGCUGAGCGCCCUGCCAAAGGAUGGAGACAGAAAGAGGGAGAAGGACCACAUCCGCCGUCCCAUGAACGCAUUCAUGAUCUUCAGUAAGCGCCACCGGGCCCUGGUGCACCAGCGACACCCAAACCAGGACAACCGGACCGUCAGCAAGAUCCUCGGGGAGUGGUGGUACGCCCUGGGGCCCAAUGAGAAGCAGCAGUACCACGACCUGGCCUUCCAGGUGAAGGAGGCCCACUUCAGAGCUCAUCCAGACUGGAAGUGGUGCAACAAGGACCGCAGAAAGUCCCUGUCCGAGGGCCGCGGGACCCCGAAGGAGCCCCGAGAGAGGAGCAUGUCGGAAAGCAUAGAUCCCCUCUCAGAGUCCCAGGGGCUGGAGGGGAAGGGGGGCGGCUCAGGCUGGCCAGGGGGGUCGGAGCGUCGAGGGGGGCCGUUUGGGGGGCAGCACUCGCGUCCCCGAGCCUUUUCCCAGAGUGCCGUGCACACCCUGGAGCAGAGGGAGAGAGACAGAGACCUGGAGAAGGAGGAUGGGGGGAGUUUGUUUCACACUCGGGCCCCGCCCUCAUCACUGUAUCCGGGCGGAGCCGGAGAGGACGUGACCAGCGAUGAAGAACGGAUGGUGAUAUGCGAGGAAGAGGGAGACGAUGAUGUCAUGGAGGAUUCGUGUCCCGAAGGCUCCAUUGACCUCAAGUGUAAAGAGAGAGUGACAGACAGUGAUGAGGACGAACCAGACGGACAGCAUGGCUUCCAGCCAGUGGCCCGCUCCUCGCUCCCCUCCUCCUCCCCCUCCAUCCCUCACUCCGACUCCACCUCAGGAAAAGGGAACUCAGGAGGAGGAGGAGGAGGAGGAGGAGGUGCUGAAGAUGGGAAGAGGAACAGAGGCGCCGAUGGAGGAGAGGAGGGGAGCGACGGAGGAUCCAAGAGGGAAGAACAUAGAGGUGAAGGAGGUGGAGGAGGUGGGCAGGUGGUCUCCUCUCUGUCCAGCUCCCAGACCCCCCUCCCUUUGGCCCAGCAGGGUCUGACCCAGGUCCUCGGCACCGUCCGCAUGGCUCCUACCAUGGUGACCAACGUGGUACGGCCCAUCGCCAGCACGCCCAUCCCCAUCGCCAGCAAACCGGCGGAAGGCGCCGUCACACUCAGCUCGCUGCCUCAGGACAAGAAAUCAACCACUCUGCUGAUCGGAGGAGGUGGCGCUCAGCAGCUGCCAAUCACAGCAGGGGGUGGGUACCAGUCCUCCUCAUCCUCCUCCACGUCCUCCUCCUCCUCCUCCUCUCCAGGUCCGGUCAGUGUAAACGCUGUCGAUGGCAGCGGAUUGGUCACUAGCCUAGUUCUGGGAGGGUCCCAACAAGUCCAGCUCCUCACCCCUCACGCACAAACCCCCCUGCCUGUACUCCAGCCCCAGCUCCACCCAACAGCCGCCACCUCCGCUCUCACCCCUCCCACUGGCCCCAAGCCACUAGUCCAGUACCUCCUGCCCACCGAAAGCCCCUCCUCCCCUCAGCUCACCCACCAGCAAAUCCUUUCCCUGCCCACCAAUGCCGCCAUGGCCAAUGGCGUGCACUCAGGGGCGGGACUAAGAGUGGCGUCAGUCAGCCCCGGGACCAGAGUCCAAACCCAGUCACCGGUCUUGCAGAGCAAGAUGUUGGUUCCCAUGGCAACAGUGCGAACAGGGUCUACUCCUCCUCAUCCUUCCAUUUCCCUUGUGGCUCCGCCUCUUCCUGUGCAGAACGGCCCUGCGACAGGAAACAAGAUCAUCCAGAUCGCCCCCAUGCCUGUGGUCCAGACCAACGUUCACGCUAACGGAGCCGCGGCGGUACAUCCUGGGAGCCCCUUUCCUGUUUCCGUGGCAACGGUGAUGGCUCCCGGUGCAGCGCCCCCACAGACUGUUCUCCUGACCUCUCCACCCACCAGAAUCACCUACGUCCAGUCCAACCUAGGCGGUACCGCGGCGACGGCCCAGCAGGCCGUCCCGCCUCCAGGCCCCGCUUACAUCCCGUCACCAUUGGCGACCCUGGGGUUCACCGCCAUCGCUCCGGCCGCACAAACCCUGGUCCAACCCAUUGUUGGUCAACCACCGCUGUUGACUCCAGCUCCGCCCCUGAACUGUCAGUCACAGACGCCACCGGGCCAGGGCUCCGCCUCCACCGGCCGUCAGGUACUAACUGCCAUCUACCCUGCAUCGACUGUUGCACUGGCUACCGGUGUGGUCUCCGUGACGACCGUGCCGUCCGCAGUUGCUGCACCCGCACAGGACUUGGUGAACCCCUCGUCUCCACUGGCGAUGGGGGCUCAGGGCUCAGCGGCGGCGACACCCCAGCCCAGCGCUGUGAUGGAGCUGGAGCCGAAGGUGGAGGUGAAGAAGGAGGUCCAGUCUGAUGGUCCAGAUGAGGACGGAGGUCAGGGGUCGUCUUGCUCGGUGGAUGGAACCGGAAACAUGGCCAUAACAGCGAAAACUGAAGAAGACAUCUCUGUGCACAUCAAAGAGGAGAAUGUAAGCGACGGACACAGCUGGGAGAAACAAUGUGAGACAGAUGGAGAGCGAGAAAGAGGGCUGAAGGAGAGCAGUGAAAAGAGAAACAGAGAAACAGACGACCACAGCAUGGGGGACGGCAGCAAAGAGGCUGGACCUCGUUCCCCUCCUCCACUUCCCUCAGGUUUGGAUCCACCUCCCCCUCCCACUGUGGAAAGAGAGACCGCCUCGUCCUCAAAGAAGACCAAGUUUCGACCGCCCCCGCUCAAAAAGACACCCGACUCUCUGGACAAGGUCUUGUCAGAGACGUACUUUGAGGAGCGUUUUGCUGAGCUUCCUGAGUUUAAUCCAGAGGAGGUCCUUCCCUCGCCCACACUGCAGAGUCUGGCCACCUCUCCAAGAGCCAUUCUGGGAAGCUACCGCAAGAAGAGACGCAACUCUACGGACCUUGAGCUGACUGCAGAAGAGCCCAGCUCACCGAGGAGGAAGACCCGUCGUCUGUCCAGCUGCAGCUCGGAGCCCAACACCCCGAAGAGCGCCGCCAAGUGUGAGGGAGACAUCUUCACCUUCGACAGACCAGGUACAGAAGGAGAAGACCUCCUCGGGGACCUGGACCGAGUCCCCUACUCGUCUCUGCGUAGAACCCUGGACCAGCGCCGGGCCCUGGUCAUGCAGCUCUUUCAUGAACAUGGCUUCUUUCCAUCAGCUCAGGCCACCGCUGCCUUUCAGGCGCGUUACUCCGACACUUUCCCCACCAAGGUUUGUCUCCAGCUGAAGAUACGCGAAGUCCGUCAGAAGAUCAUGCAGACGGCCACGCCCGGGACCCUGGAACCUGGAGGGUUGGCCGAGGCCAGCCCCGCCCCCUCCCACUGCUCCUCUUUCAAUCAGUCAACCCGCGAGGACGGAGGGGCGGAGCCGCUAGGAGACAAAAGCCGGAGCCCAGAGGGGCCAAAAAGCGAAGGAUCAUAAGCCAGAGAGGAUGACGAAGCGGAAAAAUCAAGGAAAGGAAGAUGAGAGAGCGACGUGUCAUCCCCAAAGAAUGUUAUUGUACGUGUUGACAGGACGACGGAUGGCUCCAGCAGGAUCCGAUCCACUGGCACUAAUCUCCACCAGACCUGGGCAGAAACACAUUGUAUAUGGUCUCAAACAUCCAGAUGUCACAGGGCGCCCUUGAUUUGUUGAAUCAGACAAAAAGAAAGCCUCAAAAGUGGAAGAAAUGACGAGUCAAGUGCUUCUUGUAAUGUCAUUUUCCCAUUUUUUUCGGAGCAUUUUCAGUUCGUACUUUGCCCAGGUCUGCUUCAGCACAUUUGUACAGUAGUUUGUAGUUUGACACACAAACUCUGUGGUACACACUCUCUAUCUCUCUGGCGCACACACACAAAAACCCUGGUGCAUAUGUAAUCUCCAGCAUGCACAUGAUCCCACAGACACACACAUACACACACCCUUACCAAACCAGACUGUUACUCUUGGUGGGCGGCCGCCAAGGACCAUGACACACAAAGGCACUUUGUCACUUAUUGUGCAGAUGCAGUUUGCUGUUGCCAGCCAGCCCUCAGAUGCCAUUGACUUGACCUCUUUCGUUUUCCCCUUCCACUCCUCAGCACAGUGGUCGGGACACAAACACAACCCCAAUGACCUCCACUGAUAUUCCACAGCCCCUCAAUGCUGCAAGACAGACAGCACACACAUACAGACAGACAGACACACACACACAUACACACGCAAAAGCAGUGCAUGGACACAUCUGUGCAGUGUGAGCACUUAUACACAAACAUAGUCAACCCUGGUCUGACCAAGCCAUUGGCCUGCACAGUUUUAGUGAUUGUAGUGAGAAGAUAAAGUGAAAGCAUGCUCCUGAAAAACAAAAAAAAAACGAUGGCGGGAGUUGGGAUUUAGUGUGACCAAUCUUUGCACCUUCGGUUAUUGCCAUUUUGAAAUACUGAGUCCUCAUGGGCGGGAGCUGAUUAUAUAUGUAUGUAUGUGUGAAGAGGCACCGUAAAGAGAUUAUGUAAAGAGACUAUUGGUUGUGAGGCUUUGAAGAAUCAACGUUUAGUUCGACACUGACCGACUCCCAGAAGAGCACAGAGAAAAGCCUGAAGAAGAAACUGGAUGUUCAUGCGACGGAAAAUUGACGUUCCAACAAAAGCAAGGAAGAUAAAAACAGUGAAUAUUAAGGACAACAACAUGACAAGCUUACCGACAGAGAGAAAAAUUUUAACCGACUUCUCUGAAUCUCCCAAUGGAUAUGAUGUUGCUUUCUCUUCGUUAUCGUUGCCGUGGAAAUAACCAGUUUUACCGUGGCCUGUUUCUCUCGUGGCUCUGUUGUGUUUUCUCUCCAGCAUAAAAAUAUCACACAAAAAAAAAACAAACUUUGGACAAAAAAGGGGACAAAUCAGUCUGUGGCCCCCCUCACACUUGUAAUUGUACCUGGGGCGGUUUUACCCCACUUCCCCUCCCCUACGAUUUCUCACCAGACACAGAAGUGGGGGAGCAGGGGUGUUUGUCGUUUUGUAAAACGUUGAAAUCAGGUGUUUGCACAAUUUGUGUGGCCCCCUCUCAUCUGGGACCGCCGCAAGUUAAAUCAGGAAAGUAUUGUUUUUAGAGAUUGUUUUAGUAGAAAAAAUAAUAACCUUGUUCUGUAUGUUAUCAACCACCUUUUUCCUCCCCUUCUUCCUCCCCACUUUUCCCCACAAUCCCCCUCUUUCCCCUCAGCCCUUCAAGUGUUGUUAGGAAGUGCCCUUAAGCACUGGUCCCGGGUCAAGCGCUAUGUAGCUCAGGAUGGUUCUGGUUAGGGUUAGUUCAGGGAAAGCAGAUCCUAGACCAGCCCUGGAGGGCAGUCUCUGGAGCCCUCCCCUCUUCCCUCUCUUCUCGACACUUUAUCCUUUCCCAUCAAAUGGUGCAAUAGGACAUUUAUUUUAUUUUAUUUUUUUGGACGUGGGUGGGUUAUUUUGUUUUCGGGGGAAGGCUCUGUGCCAUAGAUAUUAAAUCCAUUGCAGUCAGUCGGUGAGAAGAAUGAGAUGUUGUGAUACUAUCUUUAACUAUGGUAUAAAAUGAAACAAAAAAGAAUCACACAGUUAUUGUUAUUGUUGAAAAGAUAGAGAGUAUAACUUACUAAAAGUCAAAGACAAUUUUUGAAUAGCACUUUUUGGCUCUUUGCUUCCUCGGUGAAGAGUGGGGGUAGUUAUUAUUAUGGGUAUCUCUUUUAUUUCUCUGUAUACAGUUGGAUGUGUGAAAAAAUAUAUAUACCGGUAUUUCCAUAUAUGUGCAUUUAGGUUUGUGUUUGGGUGUGUGUAUGUUUUGGCACAUGCAGGUAGUGUGUGAACACGACCAACCUCUUGUUCUUUCACCACACAGCAACAUUAUCAAUAUUAUAUUUUUCCUUGUAUUCUACAUUCUAUAUUCUACUCUAGAGACAGUAUUUUUAUAGUCACCAUGACUAUUUUGUCCGUCAUCUUGACUGUUAUUGAACCCAGCUGAUUCAGGAUAUAUAUCAAAUAUAUAUUCAGGAUAUACAAUAUAUAAAUAUAUAUAAAUAUACACAGGUAAUAAAAGACUAUCAAUUCUCAUCUCUUUGGGGUUAGGGCUGUAAUGUGUCUGUCUGCAUGCAUGUGCAAUCACAUGCACACGUUCACACACCCACACAGACAUAUGUGCAUACACACACAUGUAUGCGUGUACACUGUAUGAUUGUGCUUAAAAAUAAACUGUCCUUAUUUUGGAGAAGGAAAUUUAGGAUGUGCGAGGUGAGUGUUAUCUCAUAAGCAGGCAUGUUGACCAUGUGCAAUAUUUCUAAACAACAACAAAAAACUAAAUAUUGAAAAUAUUAAAGAUCUAACACAAAG